ACCCGGGGAUCAUGACCUGAGCCAAAAGCAGACGCUUCACCCACUGAGCCAGAGAGGCGCCUCACCAAGUGUGUUUUUUGAAAGGAGCUCUUUUUGUGCUGUUCUGUUCAUCAGUUACAGGGAAAUUCUUCAUUUUGUGUUAUUUUAACAUUAUAUAAGUUCUGGUCAUGGCACUGUUCACACAGAGUGUUAUCCCCAGCUGUGACAGAUCCGGGGCCUGCCUGAGGUGUGUUUCGGAGAGCGCAAGCAAGUGGCACUGUGUCUAAGGGCUGUGAGUGGCGACUGUUCCUUGGGCCCCGCCGGUGUGGCUGACAGAGGGACCACAGAGAGUUGCUGAUGGGGAGUGGUGGCCACCUUGAGGGGGGCUCACACCUUCUGCUCUUGAGGGACCCUGAGGACGAGGAGGAGGAGGAGAGAAGGGCGUGCAUUUGACGUCCGACAGGCUUCUGCACAGUGGGCUUUCCGGGGAUGGACAGCAGCUGGUGCCACACCACCUACCAGGCUGGAGGUCGGGCAUGCUUCCUGUGAAGGGCCGGGGUGCUCUUUGCAGUGCGAGGCAUGGGCAGGAAAACAGUGGGACCUCCAGAAUCGCGGUGUGGUCUCACCGUGUGCAGCUGCCUGUGACCUUGGGAGCUUCGUGAGGACCCUCAGCCAGGGCCCUCGUCUGUCCAAGCUCUCACGGGCCCUUCUGUAUGUGCUCGGCGGGGAGCGGCCGUUCAGUGAGAGGCCUCACUGUUUCCCUCAAACUCUUCCUAGGGCCACCACCGUGCGCUACAAAGGGAGAAACCUGCGGAUCAAAGCGCCUAUGUGCCGUGCGCUGAAGAAGCUCUGUGACCCGGACGGCUUGAGUGACGAAGAGGACCAGAAGCCAGUGCGCCUGCCCCUGAAGGUCCCGGUCGAGCUGCAGCCAAGGAACAACCAUGCCUGGGCCCGCGUGCAGAGCCUGGCCCAGAACCCGAGGCUCAGGAUGAUUGUGGAGCUCCACCGGAAGGUCUCCAGCCUCAUUGAGUUCCUGAAACAGAAGUGGGCGCUCCACGAAGUGAGGGUCCGGAAGACGCUCGAGGACCGGCAGCUGCAGCACUCGCGAUCAGAGCCGUCGCAGGAGAAGGUGGCGCUGCACCUGUUCCCAGGAGAGAGUUGCACGCUCACGCCCCUGCCGGGGGUGGCCCGCGUCGUGCACUCCAAAGCCUUCUGCACCGUGCACUGGCAGGAGGGCGGCAGGUGCAGGCAGAGCUCCAGGGAUGCCCACACGUUGCCUCCGGCCCAGAUCCUGGGCAUCCAGAGCGGGCAGGGCACGGCUAGGGGCCAGGUGAAGUGUCCACGGGGUGGUGCCGAGGGCAGGGGCCCGGGACGUCCCCCUCCUUCCACCGACGCCUCACAGAGCUCUGGAGAGAGUUCCCCUGAAAGUGCCCCUGGGGAGGGGGCCACCCUGAGCCUCAGCAGCCUAGACACUCCUGACAGGCUGCCCCCGGGGCUCCAAGAUGCCGGGGGACGGCUUGAGAAGACCCCCAGGGCUGCUCCUGCAGAGGGCAGGGACGGCCCAGCCCUAGAGCCUGGGGAUGUGACGUGCGCCUGCAGCCAGCUGCCAGAGCUGGAAGAUGAGCUCUCCCUCCUUGACCCCUUCCCGCGCUACAUGAAGUCCUGUCAGGACCUCAUCAUCCCCGAGCAGUGCCGCUGUGCAGACUUGCGGCCCUCAGGGUGCACCUCCCCAGAGACCCGCGUCCCCAGCAGUGCAGAGGUGGCUGACCUCACCCGGGCUGGGUCGCUAUCCCCUGUCCGUGCCCUACUGGGUCCAGAGCCUCAGCCCAGCCCUGGGCUUCAGCCAGAUGUUUGCACUAAAGACUCAGCAGACGCCCCUGCAGAGGAGCCACAGGAGAAGGUGAAUCCCUCGGAUCCCCUGCCUCAGGGACAGCCUGCUGCCAAGCCUCCGAAGGAUGUCCCUGCCAGCCGGCUAGCCCAGCAGCUCCGUGAGGAGGGCUGGAACCUGCAGACCUCUGAAAGCCUUACGCUGGCCGAAGUCUACCUCAUGAUGGGCAAACCGAACAAGCUGCAGCUGGAGUAUGACUGGCUUGCUGUGCUGGGCCCUGAGGGCCAGGCCCCCGGUGGGCAGGCCCAGGGCCCCCGCACCGGCUCCCCGCCCUCCACCUUCCACAAGCAGCGCCUCCUCAGCUGCCUCCUGAAGCUCAUCUCCACUGAGGUCAACCCCAGGCUGGCUCCAGAAGGGAACACCAGCUCCACGGCUUCAGUGAGGCCCACCCAGGAGGAGCAGUUGGCUACGCCCCCAGGAAAGGUGGUGACUGUCAGCUCCCGGAGCCCCCGCUGCCCGCGCAGCCAGACUGCCCUCCGCAACAGCAAGACCUUCUCUCCCAGCUCCACGCCUUGCUCCUCAGGUCUGAGAAACCCGCCAAGACCCCUGCUGGUGGCGGGCCCCUCCAGCACAGGUAGCAGUGACUCAGACGGCGGCCUUUUUGCUGUCCCGACCACUCUGCCGCCCAACAGCCGCCACGGGAAGCUCUAUUCUCCCAGUAAAGAAACCGAACUGACUUUCCGUCAGCACCUAAACUCCAUCAGCAUGCAGUCGGAUUUCUUCUUGCCGAAGCCCAGGAAGUUGCGGAACCGGCACCUGCGGAAGCCCCUGGUGGUCCAGAGAACACUGCUUCCUCGACCGUCUGAGCACCAGUCCCACAACGUCUGUUCCUUUUCCAUCCUGUCCAAUUCCUCCGUGACUGGGAGAGGCUCGUUCAGGCCCAUCCAUUCUUCCCUGACCAAAGCAGCCCUGUCUCGGCCGAUUGUGCCCAAGGUCCUUCCACCCCCAGCCACGGGCCACCUGGCCAGUGCUAUUGACUUAGCAGCUAAAAGUGCCGGCAUCAUCCCUGGGAGCCCUCUCCCUGUCUUGGACGCUGAGGGCUUGUCCGGCAUCUCUCCGCUGUCUUCAGAUGAGGUGACUCCCACCGUCCCAGGUCAGGACUCCACCAGCACCCACCAGAAUGGAGAUUCCAUCCCCGCUGUCAGGGGCACGAGCGACCCGUUCAUCAGUGUCCCCUCGAGGCCUGAGCAGGAGCCAGUGACGGACGGUUUCCAGGGCUCACCCGUGCUGUCCUUAUCCGAGCUGUCCAAGGCUCCUCUCCACAACGGGCCCCCCGCACCCCUGCCUGUGCCGGAGGGCUCCAGCAGCCGCCUGUCCCCACCCAACGUCUCCGCGCUGCUGGACAUCUCCCUGCCCGGGCCGCCCGAGGACGUGCUCUCACAGGGCGAGCCCGCCACACACAUCAGCGACUCCAUCAUUGAGAUUGCCAUCAGCUCCGGCCAGUACGGUGAGGGAGUCUCUCUUUCUCCAGCAAAACUGAAUGGCAGUGACAGCUCCAAGAGUCUUCCCUCCCCAUCCAGCAGCCCCCAGCCCGAUUGGAUCGCCUCCCCGACCCAUGACCCCCAGUGGUGCCCCAGUGACCCCACAGACUCAUCGCUCAGCAGCUUGUUUGCAAGCUUCAUCUCCCCAGAGAAGAGCCGGAAGAUGCUGCCAACUCCUGCAGGGACCCACAGCGGCACCUCCCUGCUGGGCCCCAGCUUGCUGGAUGGGAACUCGAGAGACUCGUUUGUGUCCCGGUCCCUGGCUGAUGUUGCUGAGGUUGUGGAUUCCCAGCUGGUGUGCAUGAUGAAUGAAAACAGCAUUGAUUACAUAUCUCGAUUCAACGAUUUGGCCCAAGAACUGUCCAUCGCUGAGCCUGGCCGCCGAGAGGUUCUGUUUGAUGGCAGUGGAGGUGGCCCCCCCGUCGGUGACCUGUCCCAGUGACCAGACCUCGCCCCUGCUGGGGCAUCCUGGAGGCUGCAGAGGAGGGCUGGUGGUCCUCCACUGCGGUAUGUGUAGCCCUCUCCAGGCUAGAGAAAACAGAAAUCCAGCCCAGGACCCCCCAGAAGACGGUCUGAGCAGAGGACUCUCUGUGCCCCAGAACAGACAACGUGCAGGAAGCUGCGUCCCGAUGGGCAGAGGGCCACGGUGGCCCGGGAGGUGAGGACAGGUUCUGUCAGAGGGCCCGUGUCAGACACUGCUGUGGCAUCAGAGCCACUCCCUGCCAGCCGUGGGAUAGUGCUUGCCGGCCGCACUUCCACCCCCGUCACCGUGUUGGACGUUGCAGUGGGUUUUCUUUCCGAGGGAAAGGAGUGGGUGUGCGGCAGCCAAGGCCCAGGGAGUCCCAGCCUCCCUGCUCUCUGCAGGGACACUUUCAGCCACCACUGCUUUUUUCUGCCAAACCUAUGCACCUUUCGGUUGCUCUCUCUGCACAUGACGGGGAAGGACAGCUGGGCAUGGCCUGGGCUCUGCCUGGUAGGGUCUGCACCCUUAGCGGACACUUGCGAGGACGCGCGGAUCACAGGGCAGCGUCCCUGGUGCCAUCACCCCAGAAACACUGACCUCGCCUAGUGCGUUCUCCCACCUGGAGGUUUAUUCUGACUGACUUAACGGGAAGGAGGAGAGAAUCCUGUUUUGUGCAGCUUGUGUGGACUUUCAGAAAAAAACCCUGCUGAAGUGGUUGGAAAAAGGUUUUCCUUAUGUUUUGAGAAUUAGGAGACGGUGAAGAAGAAGAGAGUUCAUGGUUUCCUUCCUGUGUUGAAGCCAAGCCUUCGGCUUCGAGUCCCUGAACCGCCAGGGGGCUGCUGGCUAGCCGCUGACGUGCGCUGCCUUUCCAGGGAAGGUCUUCGCCUCUUCAGCGUCUCCUCUUCAUUCCACGGGCUUCCCUGCAGAGUCCACCUGCUGCAUACAUUUCCUCCUUCGUGUUUCCUCCCAUCCCGUGGUCCUCUGUUUCUCUUCUUCCAGCGCAGGGAACGCGAGCAAGGCGCAGACCCUGGGUGCAGUCAGAGCACGCUAAAACCACUUCCCUCUCAUGUACUCCUCAGGCCCCCUUGGGUGACCGUUGGUCAUCACUGCCGACGGGUCGGUGCCCAGAAUGGAGCUGACAGGGCUGCUUUGUUCUCAGCCUUCGGAGGCUCAACAGACAAAAGCCCAUCCAGCCCCCCAUCCAUUGUGGCCAGCAUCCAGUGCUAUGGUGUUGGUCAGGUAGUAACCUGUGCACCACCAUCCCACCUACUGCUUCGCUCUCCACCUGCAGUCCAGACCAGCUUGGCUUCUGAAACCACCUGAACGGAGGACAGUUUCUCUUUCCUCUUCCCGACUGGCAGUGGAGUGGCAGCCGCCCAGGCCAGUCCCAGCCCUCUGCACGGGCUUCUCUCCCUGUCCAUGAUGAAGAGGUGAGGCAGCAUGGAAAAGAACAGAAAAGGUCUUUCAUGUGUGCAAGCAGAGGGGAUGCUCCUGGUCCCAAGGUCUCAGCAGCCAGCUGCAGCCCCUCCAGGCUGUAGGCUGCGUCAUUCACCCCGGCCACGGAGGAAAGAGAGGGCAGUGGGGCCUCCAGACAGAGGAGGUUCCUUCCUUCAUCUCCAGUGUUUCAGAGCUCUUGCCUGUAACAUGGUUUCCUUCUUUCAGGUCUGGUUCUAGGUACAAACAUCACUAAUAAGACCCACCAUGGGCAGCUCUUCUGGGCUCUUAAAAAAAAGUCCCAAAGUUCUGGAGAUGUGUAAGAGAGCGACAUGGUGUCCCUUUAUUAAAGAGAGCAUCGUUUGAACCAGAGUAUCUUUAAACUAACUUGUAUGGUUUAGCGAUCUAUCAGCUUCCUGAACUUAGCACCUUCUGGAAGUGAUAUCAGUGGAUCUCUCUGGGCAUCUGACUUUGUUAGGUCUGUGGUAGGUGAGGACACCAGGCCAAGUGUAGGCCACUACUAACUUGCUCGUACCCCCGCUGUGGGGGACCAGAGACCCCCGGUACCAUUACAGCAUCGAUGCUAGGGGCAGUACUUGAUGGCAGUGUGUGCGUUGCUGGAGACUGUAGGAGUCCUGAGCCGCUUUCAUCAGGGGAUACCCGAGGCAGUCUAGCGGGUAGGCUGGCACCAGUUUUCAGUGAUACCUAAAAGGAGGAAAACUAGAGACUUGGGAUCAGCUUUGGUAGGCUCUUCAGUGGCAUCAUCCACUAGGGGCUUAACCACAGACUCCAUCUGGAGUGUCAUCCGGGGAAGGGUGGGUUAGGGAGGACAGUGGACUGAUUCUUCUCACCUGUAGCAAAGCUGACACGAUUCCAGAGAAUUCUGCCACUUCUGCAGCAACCUGACAGGUGUAAGCAUUUGCUUGCCGUGUUAAGGGAAAGUGACAUCAUUAGUAGCAAAGGGUGAGUCUUUUUUCUUCCAGCCUAAAUGAAUAUAUAUGUAUAAAAAUAAGCAGCUGUUAAAGGCUAGAAUUUUCCAAAAGAUGCAAGCAGAGAAACUCCCCUCUUCCUGUAUCUUGCUCUGCCUGUGCCACGGGAGUCGUAGUCUUGGUGUACACCUGUGACUUUCUUCGUGCAUUUGAGCAUGCUGUGAUUAAGACCACAUCCGUUCCUCAGAAAAAUCCUUCCCUAGUCACUCUAAUGAUGUCUGGGAUCUUUUUGCUGAUUCAGCUUUUGUAAAGCUAGACUAUCUCUGGUCUCCAGGGAGUUGUUUUGGCAGGUGAUGAGCUUAGAAGAUGCAGCUUGUGACUCCAGUAAGAUCGGCGAGGACGUCGCCCUCACCUCUCUGUAUCUGCUAGGUGUAGAGUACUUGCUCAGGGAGUGGGGUAUUUGGAAAUAAAGGCAAGCUUUCCCAUGUCUCCAGCGGCUUAGCAUUGGGAUCCUGAAAAGGGCGUCCUUUUCAGUGGAAUAGCAUCUUUUAACUAGAUCACAGCAAGGAAUCCAAACUUAAGCCAAGAAAAGUCAUGGAAUAAAAGACACUGGAAGCAAGUAGAGGAGGAAAGCAGCAGUUGCUGGUUUUUUGUUUUUAAAGACCUUGAGAUCUAUCAGAUGCAUUUGAGAGAAAAUAGGGCACUUUGUCUUAAGAAAAAAAGGAAGAAACCCACAGCGAACCUGUCCUGUGAUUGGUGACUCACGAGAAGCUGUGUUCGAGGCACUACAGCAACCUGGACCCUGUGUUGUGUAGCGGGACAGCGGCUUAGAUCUUGCGGUCUGGGCGGCAGAACUCACCGCGGUUUCCUUUAAUAAUCGUUAAGCCAUAUCAUCUGAGGUUUUCGGCUUGUUUGAGAUGUGAAUUUGUUUUAUAGAUUAUAAAUAUACAUAUACAGUGUAUGUAUAAAGCAGAAUGCCUGUCCUUCCUGAUUAUUUUUUGUACCAUAUUGUAAAUUAUAUUAUUUAUUCUUUACCAAUUUUGGGAAUAAAAGGUGUUUUGGUUAUUUAAUAUAAUAAACAAAAGCUGUUAAACUUCUUAUGUUUAAAUUUCCAGUUCAACUUGUAAAUGUUUUUAUUGUGCAUAAAUACAUACUAAUACUUGAUCUAAUA
Molecule: messenger RNA, 7345 nt
Organism: Leptonychotes weddellii (Weddell seal)
Lineage: Eukaryota; Metazoa; Chordata; Mammalia; Carnivora; Phocidae
Source: RefSeq, a predicted model, not a curated record